Molecule: messenger RNA, 877 nt
Organism: Amphimedon queenslandica
Lineage: Eukaryota; Metazoa; Porifera; Demospongiae; Haplosclerida; Niphatidae
Product: phosphomannomutase-like
Exons: 8
Coding region: 77-820 (247 amino acids)
Biological process (GO): mannose metabolic process; GDP-mannose biosynthetic process; protein N-linked glycosylation
Cellular component (GO): cytosol
Molecular function (GO): phosphomannomutase activity
Source: RefSeq, a predicted model, not a curated record
AUUAUAUUAAUAGUUAUCGAGGUCAAAGGUUCAGUUAGGGCUCGAGCUAGCUAAGGGGUAAAAAAAGGCAAAGACCAUGACAAAGAGAGACGUUCUGUGUCUGUUUGAUAUAGAUGGUACCCUAACUCCGUCAAGACUGGUCAUCAAACCAGAAAUGAAGGCCUAUCUUGCUGAGCUGAGGAAGAGAGUUGUCAUUGGUGUAGUCGGAGGCUCAGACAAAGCAAAACAAGAGGAGCAAAUGGGAGGCGAUGGAUUGGUUGAUAUGUAUGAUUAUGUUUUUUCUGAAAAUGGACUGGUAGCAUACAAAGAUGGCAAACUAAUUGGAAAGCAGAGUAUCAAGGAUUGGAUGGGAGAGGAUAGGAUCAAACGUUUUGUCAAUUUCUGCUUGAGAUAUUUAGCUGAUCUUGAUAUUCCUAAGAAGAGAGGUACUUUCAUUGAAUUUCGUGAUGGGCUAAUCAAUCUCUGCCCCAUUGGUAGAAACUGCACUCAAGAGGAGCGAAUGGAGUUUUUUGAAUAUGACAAAGAGCACAAGAUUCGAGAGAAGUUUGUUGAAGCAAUGGAGAAAGAGUUUGCUGACAUGGGACUGAAGUUCUCAAUUGGUGGUCAGAUUAGUAUUGAUGUGUUUCCAAAAGGCUGGGAUAAGACAUUCUGUCUUGGACUGAUGGACCUCACGCUCUACAAAGAGAUUCACUUCUUUGGUGACAAAACGUACCCUGGUGGAAAUGAUUAUGAGAUUUUUAUGGAUCCUCGUACUAUUGGACACACUGUUACCAGUCCUGAAGACACAAUGGAACAACUCAAAACAUUGUUCAAGGACUAGAAUUAUUUGAAUGUAGCCAUUAGAAUUCCAACAUAACUUAUACCGUAUUAAGUCUAA